Messenger RNA from Syzygium oleosum, 2618 nucleotides. RefSeq lists its product as uncharacterized. Bases 102 to 2069 code for a protein of 655 amino acids. The transcript has 4 exons. Lineage: Eukaryota; Viridiplantae; Streptophyta; Magnoliopsida; Myrtales; Myrtaceae. Gene Ontology annotation, molecular function: cysteine-type deubiquitinase activity. Gene Ontology annotation, biological process: protein deubiquitination. The record is from RefSeq and is a predicted model, not a curated record.
UUCCCUCCGAACGCCCCCCCAUUUUCUGAAACCCUAGAAAGCUUCAUCUUCAUCUUCAUCACCAUCACCAUCAUCUUCAUUCGAAUCGUUCAGUCCAGAAGAUGUCGCGCGAGAAGAAUCCCGGCGUUUAUCACGAGCGGCAGAGGCUCCAGUUCUGCCUCUUGCACUCCCUCAACAAUCUCUUCCAGAGGAAGGACGCGUUCACCCGCCAGAGCCUGAACCUGAUCGCCGGGCGCCUCGUCCGCGGCGACCCCGACGGGGAGAAGUGGACGCCGCUGUCCCUGCUGUUCAAGCCCCACCACAACGCGCUCACCGGGAAUUACGACGUCAACGUCCUCAUCGCCGCCCUGGAAGGCGAGGGCAAGAGGGUGGCGUGGCACGACCACCGGAGCGGGGCCGCCGCCAUCGGUCUGGAGGGUUCGGGCGGCGGGUUGAUGGGCCUCGUGCUCAAUGUUCCGGUCAGAAGGUACGCCGGGCUCUGGCGAAGUAGGCAUUGGGUCGCGGUUAGGGAGGUCGAGGGUGUUUGGUAUAAUUUGGACAGCGAUCUCGACGUACCUCGUGCUUUUCGAAACGUGGAAGAAGUCAGGGAAUUCUUGGAUCAUGUUAUGGCCAACGGUGGGGAAAUUUUGCUGGUCCUGGACGAUGACCCAUUGAGUGAGGGAAGUCUCGUUGGUUCUUGUUGUAAAGAAUUGAUACACACAGAGGUCGAAUUGAGAGUUGCCUACAAGGAAAAGUGGACACCGCUGUCUCUGCUGUUCAAGCCCCACCACAACGCGCUCACCGGGAAUUACGACAUUAACAUUCUUGUCGCCGCUCUGGAAGGUGAGGGGAAGAGGGUGGUGUGGCACGAUCACCGAAGCGGGGCCGCCGCGAUCGGUAUGGAGGAUUCGGAUGACAGAUUGAUGGGUCUUGUGCUCAAUGUUCCGGUUAGAAGGAUGUCGACAAGAGGAAACAACAGAUUGAGUCAAAGGGAAGAAACCAAGAGGCCUGUGAUUAACCACCACAGGCACAGGUGUAAACCGGUGGGCAAAGUCGCCGGAAGAAGGUGGUGCACAGCCGCCUCAGGAAACUGCUGUGUUAGAGUGCCUGCAAGGCUAGAUUCUUCGCCAAGGAAGCUUUUGAAGCAUCUCAGAGAGAAAGUGUUAGCAGCUUUACGGCUGGUGUCGAUGAGAAAGAGGCCAACUAAGAUCUCUUCCUCAGUCAACUCAAAACCGUCCACAGCUUCUUUCGAUUCACAAAGAACUGAAGCUGUUGAGGACUGCAUCAAUUACAUCAACUCAUCAUCAUCAUCAUCAUCAUCAUCAUCAUCUUCGACAUCGUCGGCGUUGUUGUCAUCAUCUUCUUCUUAUAGUACGGUUACUAAUACAAACACCACUCAGCCACCGCCACAACUGCUGCCGCCGCCGCCACCACCUAGUCCUCCUCCUAAGCCAAAUUUGAAUUCCAAACCAAAAGAUUCUGCUACUCAGCAUUCAUCUUCACCACCACCGCCGCCACCGCUACAACUGCCGCCACUGCCGCUGCCGCCGCCGCCGCCACCACCACCAUGUAGCCAUUGUCCUCAGCCAAAAUUGAAUUCCGAAUCAGAAGGUUCUGCAACCCCGCCUCCACCUUCACCGCCGCCGUCACCUACCUGUUGUCUUCAGCCAAAAUUGAAUUCUGAAUCAGAAGGUUCUGCAAUUCCGCCUCCACCUUCACCGCCACCACCGCCUAGCCAUUGUCCUCGGCCUAAACUGAAUUCAAAAUCAGAAGGUUCUACAAUGCUGCCUCCACCUUCACCACCACCACCACCACCACCACCACCACCACCACCACGCUUUUACAAAUCAGAAGGUUCUGUCACCCCACCUCCACAACCCUCACAUAUGCCACCACCAUGUAGUCCUCUUCCGGAGCCAAAAUCAAAUUCCCAAUCAGUAGGUUCUGCUACUCCUCCACCUAUGCCCCCGCCGCCACCACCAGCUCAUCCUCCUCCUCAUCCAAGAUCGAUCCCAAAUCAGCAGGUUACAUUGGGGUUAGUUAAAACCUCGGAGUUCUGCUCAAAUCUUCCUUCUGUUAAGAAGACUUGAGCACAUCGGUUUCGCAAGACUAAAUAAUGAAUGUCUUCUUUGCUGGUGACAAUACAACGUACGUUAGAAUGUGUUGUUGCUUUGUUCUGUAAGCUGUGCACUAAUUAGUUUGAUUGCUUACAUAUGUUUGCAAAUGUAAACUCUUAAAGAUGUACACAAGCGGCAUCUGAGUUUACAAUAUUGAGAAGCAGAACAUCAAAUCAAUUAGGAAACAGAAAUUCAAGACUAUUAAGAGAGUAAAUGUCUCUUCAAAGCACACCAAGCACCAGCAGUAGAGCAUAGCCUUAAAGUGAAGGCGAGGUUCGAGCUUCUCCCUUUCAUUUCUCCUUAUUGAGCUUUAGCAUUUGCGGGUAUUUUCUGGUUUUUCUGGUGUGAUCUUUCUAUCGACUGGAGAUGAGAUGGUGUCUGGAACUUCCCUCCCUUCUCAGUCCUCAGUUGAAUAUUUUCUCUUACGCAUGUUUUGAAGAAUUAAGGAGAACCAAAGAUACAUGUGCUCCAUCAAAACUUAAUGGCAUCUGUCUAAUUGACUGUUUGUCAAAUAUAGGUUUC